CAGACAUCAAAUGGAUCAUGUUUCUAAAAUUAUAUGUAAUAGUAAACAUCAGUUUUGCGCGGACAGUCAGUGAAAAUGAUUCGUUGGUUAGGACUGAUCGCAUUUUGUGUAUCAUUUAUUUCAUAUUCUGGUGGGUCUUUAGUUACUUGGGCGCCAAACAAAAGUUUUAAUUUGCCCAUAAACUUCGAUAAGAACACCUUACCAUGCUCAAAAUCUACAGUAGUGUUUCCGGAGUCUGUUCAGGAGACAAUUCAAAUAGAUUAUUCAAUAUCAGUAAAAGAGUUAAUAUUGCCGAUAGAUGGAUCACUUGUGCUUGCGGAGGGACAGUCUAUUUUAUUUGGGAAUGAUCAAAAUGAUGCUAAUUGCACUGAAGGGAUUAUUUAUUAUAAAGAUGAUUCUUCAUCGGCUUGGGAAAAUCCUGGAGUUUGGAACUCUUCAAAAUUCAACAAAGCUACACCGGAUGCCGAAAGAAUUCCUUGCUACGAUGACACUGUGCUAUUUCCAAAGACAGCUCAAUUUACAGUUCAGCUUCCAGACUUCACACAGUACGUAAGUGGAAUCAUUAUUGAUGAUACAAACUUAACAACAGUAAGGUUUUUGGAACGCAUUACCAGUCAACCAGAUGGGGCUCAGCAAUUCGUUUCGGGAGAUGCUUUGAAUGAAUAUCCAAUUGUUGUUAGACAGGAGCCAUGCAAGUCGACUUCUGGUUGCCCUUGUCAAACUCACGGUCUCAAUAUCAACUGUAAACUAAAAUUCUGCCCACCACCAAAAUGCUCUAAUCCAAUCAAACCAGUAGGACAUUGCUGUGAAAUUUGUGGUGGAUCACUUUUAUUUGAAAUAGAAAACUUUAGCAUGUUUGCAUUUAAAAACCUUGUCCAAACGAUAAUUAAUGAUUUUGGAGCAGAUGAGUUUGUUUACCACAUAGGUAUGCUUCCAACUACCGACGUUGAAACUACGAAGACAAUGCCUAAACGAGUACAAGUGGUAAUAAUGGAUAAAGGAGAAUACACGGGGGCUAGUUCUGAGGUCGCAAAUGAGAUCGGAUAUCAAAUGUCAAAGGAAUGGACUAAGAAUGAAAAGCUGGUGCUCUUAAGCGGUUCUCCAAAUUCGGAAUCCGGACUGGGUAGCAAGAUAGCAGUGUCUAUGUUUUUUGUUGUUUUGGCUACCUUAUUGGCUCUAUUUGCGUAUUAUUAUAGGGACACGAAGAUAAGCAUUUCAGAGUUGCGCAGCAGUUUCAAUAUGCGCGGUGGGAUAUUAAACAGAUUCCAGGAGCGAUCAGAUAGUAUCGUUUCUUUGACUAGAAGGGACUCCAGUACAUCAGGAUUACGAGAAGGUAGUGGUACAGCUUUUAGAAAUCCUCUGUAUGAUUCUAAGAGGGGACGAGUUAUAGUAACUGAAUCUACUUUGGAAGAAUAAUAUUAUAACUUUUACUGUAAAAGUACUUGUAGAUAGUAAAGAUUACCUAUUUUGCUUUUAUUUCUGAGGCUAUUAUAUCAGCGCAGUACAUCACUUUUUAAUAAAAUAUUGGCAGUA
Chilo suppressalis (striped riceborer) is the source of this 1533-nucleotide messenger RNA. Lineage: Eukaryota; Metazoa; Arthropoda; Insecta; Lepidoptera; Crambidae. The record is from the annotation of a GenBank genome assembly.